Panicum virgatum (switchgrass) is the source of this 776-nucleotide messenger RNA. Its product is annotated as ABC transporter A family member 12-like. NCBI's taxonomy places the organism in Eukaryota, Viridiplantae, Streptophyta, Magnoliopsida, Poales, Poaceae. Gene Ontology annotation, molecular function: lipid carrier activity; ABC-type transporter activity. The transcript has a single exon. Gene Ontology annotation, biological process: transmembrane transport; lipid transport. The coding region runs from base 84 to 392 and encodes 102 amino acids. Gene Ontology annotation, cellular component: intracellular membrane-bounded organelle; membrane. The record is from RefSeq and is a predicted model, not a curated record.
ACUAUCAGUAGACAGUAGUUGAUUCUGUUUUCAGAAAUUUCCAAAGUUCUGACCUACGGUGCUAAUAUAAACAUGCCCCCAAAAUGUUUCUCCACCAGCUGAAAGCCAAGUAUGGAGGCACAUUUGUGUUCACGGUAACAGCCGCGGCCGGUGAGGAUGAGGCAGUGGAGCAGCUAGUCCGCUCGAUCUCCCCUACAGCGAAGAGGACGUACCACAUCGCGGGGACGCAGAAGUUCGAGAUGCCGAAGCAGGGGGUGAAGAUCUCUGAAGUCUUCCGGGCCAUGGAGCAGGCAAAGGGAUCGCUGAACAUCGUCGCCUGGGGCCUGGUUGAUACAACGCUGGAAGAUGUCUUCAUCAAAGUUGCCAAGGAGAGUGAGAAAUGCCCUGAUUAGACAGUAUAUUGGGCAUUUCUUUGGGGAGUGUUUGCUUUGCUUAAAUGCUUGCUUUUCUUAGACUCUCGGAAGAAUCUUGCCUUGCUUUGACUACCCAGGUGUAUUCAAACUAAAGUCUUAUUACUUGGAAUACCUGCCGAAGAACAUGUCUUUUUUUUAGAUGAGCAUGUGUUUUUUUUUGUGAGGAAUAUUGUUGGACUAAAAGUCUGGGCACCUCAAGCGCCUGUUCUUCAGCUGUAGGACGCACGCACUGUGGCCAAUCCGACAAUGACACAAGCAGCAUAUAUACGACGAUGGCAAUGCCUGGCACAGGAUUGGCAAGCCUGCAGCAAUGGCCGACACGCUUCAACAACCCAACCGAAGAUUGUUUCUCCUUCCAUCUUU